AUGCCGCCUCCUGUUCAGGUUGCCUACAAGCCUCUCAACAAGCCUGAGGUUGGCGACAAUGGCUAUGUUGAACCCACUCCAGGAAAGUCUGAAGUGCUGAAGAAGGGCUCCAGACCCUUCGACGCGAGACCUCUUGACUCUGAUGUCCGCAUUGAUCACGAUGUUGAAAUUGUUGUCCGUGAUGGCUGCCGCCUCUACGUCGAUAUUUAUCGCCCGACGGGUUCUGAAAAGGUUCCUGUCAUAAUCUCCUGGUCUCCUUAUGGCAAGAAGUACUCGGCCAUUGACAUGAUCUUCAAUGUGUGCACAUGGGCCUGCUGUCUGACAAAAGACGACGUCAGUGGACUGGAGAAGUUCGAAGGUCUUGACCCUGCUUGGUGGGUAAACCAGGGCUAUGCAAUUGCGCAUGUUGAUGCCCGCGGAGCCGGUAAUAGCGACGGCGACGCGUGCUGUAUGGGUGCACAAGAAGCCGAGGACGCUCACGAUGUCAUCGAGAACCCCCCUUCGUUAAAGGCAAUUGCGCCUUGGGAGGGAUCCGGAGAUAUCUUCCGCGAGCAGUUCUGCCGAGGAGGCUGGUUCACUAUGAGCAACUUCGAUCUUAUCACUACUCUUGUUAUCAAAGGUCAGCAUGGCGUUGAGGACUUUGCAGAAAUGUAUCGCAGAAGCCCUCAGGCUAAUGCUUAUUGGAACGAUAAGCGUGUGGAUUUCUCCAAGAUCAACAUUCCGGUUUUUAUCACAGGCUCUGAUCUCAGCCAGAUUCACACCAUGGGUGCUGUGCGAGGCUGGAUGGAGCUGGCAAGUGACAAGAAAUGGAUCAAGUGGUGUGGACAUCAGGAGUGGUUUGAGCUUUACUCGGUGAAGGAAAGCUACCCCGAGCUUAAGAAAUACUUCGACAAGUACCUCAAGGGUAUCGACAACGACUGGGAAGAGACACCCCGAGUGCGCUGGACAACUCUCCAGUUUGACGAAGGAAAGGUCAAGAGCAACAUUGAGCUUCCUGACUUCCCUGUCCCCGAUACUGACUAUCGCUCAUUCUACCUGGGAGACAACGAUGCACUUCUAGAUAGUGCACCAUCUUCAGGUAUCAAGACCUACAACUCUGAAGAUCGCUGGUCCAUCGCAAAGUUCCGAUACACUUUCGACAAGCACACAAGAAUCAUCGGAAUGCCCAAAGCAGAGCUCUACAUGAGCUGUGACGAUUUAGACGACAUGGUUGUCUUCGUGCAAGUUCGCAAGCUGGACAAGAACGGCAAGGAGUUGAGCCACUUGCAGUUCCCCAUUGAGAAGACUCCCGUGGAGUCUGUUGAUGCAAUGGACGAGAAGGAUCGUUCGAGUCUGACAUUACACAAUGGCGCUAUGGGUAUUCUGCGAGCAUCGCAACGGAAGAUCGAUGAGAAGCGAUCGAUACACCCUCAGUUCCCCUUCCACCCUCACGAUGAGGUGCAAAAGAUUCCCAAGGGUGAAGUGGUCAAGCUCGACAUUGGUAUCUGGUGUAUGGGAGUGGACUACGAGGAGGGCCAGACCCUUCAGGUGGAUAUCUUGGGACAGUACCCUGGUUUCACUGAAGUUGCUGCUUUCUCCAAGCCAAGGCCAGAUAGUGAGAAGAACAAGGGACAACACAAGAUUCAUUAUGGCGGAGAUCAUCCUAGCAAGGUUAUCAUUCCAAUUGUAAACGUUUAA
This is a messenger RNA of Fusarium fujikuroi IMI 58289, 1677 nucleotides long. RefSeq names its product related to cocaine esterase. Gene Ontology annotation, molecular function: dipeptidyl-peptidase activity. The transcript has 3 exons. Lineage: Eukaryota; Fungi; Ascomycota; Sordariomycetes; Hypocreales; Nectriaceae. Bases 1 to 1677 code for a protein of 558 amino acids. The record is from RefSeq and is a predicted model, not a curated record.